CAUCCAUCUAUGACAGCUCCACCACGCCCAUGAAACAAAUGUAGUCGUAGAAAGCCCAGAUAUUCAGCCCACCUAUAACCCAGUGAGUGCAUUCAACCUGAAGGAGACAAGGAGCCCGUUAUCGAUCAUGUCCUUCAAACCAGCUCUGGUGAUAGUUGACCUUCAAGAGGACUUCUGCCCACCUAAUGGAAGCCUCGCGGUUCAAGGAGGUCGAGACAUAGUAUCAUCCAUAAACCAUCUCCUCAACCUCCCUUUCGCCGUCAAAGUAGCAACGAAAGACUUCCACCCUCAAGACCACAUUUCGUUCGCUUCGAACCACCCUCCGCCUAACAACAAGCCCUUCGAAUCCACAUUCACGAUCAAGAACCCUCUAAACCCAGAAGAGACACAGACAACGCGGCUAUGGCCAGAUCACUGCGUGCAGUCUACACCUGGCUCAGAGCUCAUCCCGGAGCUGAAUCGCAGCAAGGUGGAUCACAUCGUCGAGAAGGGACAGGAUAACAGGGUGGAGAUGUACUCGGCAUUUGCAGACCCGUUUAUCAACCCGACUGUCUCGCGCAGCAAGCUCGCAGAUAUUCUGAAAGACGCAAAGGUCUCCGAUGUCUAUGUUGUAGGAUUGGCGACAGACUACUGCGUCAAGUUCACUGCGCUAGACUCGGCCAAAGAAGGCUUCAAAACAUACGUGGUCGGAGAUGCUACGAGGCCCGUAGACCCCACGUCUCUUCACGACGUUUACAAGGAAUUCGCAAGUGCUGAUGUGGACGUGAUAAGCAUGGAUAGCGAGGAAAUCAAGAAGAUGAAGGAGUACACAUGAAGCUCAUGACGCGUCCUUUUGGAUAGCUGUCAAUGUAGACAUCAAGAAUCAAGCUUCCCAGCAUUCAUUUCCGGCACUCCCGCUAUGCAAUGCUUGUCUUCGGCUAUAAUGCUCGGCAAUACGUCCGAAAGCGUCCAAAGUUGUCGCGGCUAGGCGAAUGUUCACAGCACGCAGCCAUGCUCUUGUUUUGUCGAAGGCCCAUGUAGAUAUGUAUUACUAAAUUCAACAACAAACACGUAGUGCAUAUUAAAGUGCAGCCGCCAAGA
Messenger RNA from Mytilinidion resinicola, 1080 nucleotides. RefSeq names its product Isochorismatase hydrolase. Lineage: Eukaryota; Fungi; Ascomycota; Dothideomycetes; Mytilinidiales; Mytilinidiaceae. The record is from RefSeq and is a predicted model, not a curated record. The coding region runs from base 128 to 814 and encodes 228 amino acids. The transcript is spliced from 2 exons.